AUGGAAUUGGGUAGGUACCUGGAAAGAAUUCAGAAAAACUUCAAGCAAGCAUAUAAAAGUUGUCAUGACAAAAAAAAAGAAAGAGAUUUAUCAUCAUAUUCUUUUAAAACAAUUAAAUGGACACAUUCGAUUUGGUUAGGUGAACCCGUGAGAAGUCCGAGACUUUUCUGGAAUCCAAAAGAAAAUUCUAUAGAAUUUAAAAUAGAAGCAAACACAAUCGGUUGCAUUCUUAUACAAUUUAAUGAUAAUGAUUUUAUUAUACUUUGGAUUGAUGAUACUUCUGGAAAACCUCACAUAGAAGAUUGCCACCUUGGAAACGAUUCGAAAAUUUUAUUUCGAGAUGAAGAAGAAAAUUAUAAAUUAUUGGGAGGAUAUCAAAAUUUAACACAUACACAAAUUUCAUUCGAAAGAAAAUGGAAUACUUGCGAUGUUAACGAUACCGUUUUGGGGUCUGAUACAGUUUUAGUAGGAUGGUCGAUAUAUCCAAACGAUGAAUUUGAUAAAAAUAUAUCUAAACUUUAUACUGAAGAAGAAGAAGGAGGAGGAGGAGGAGGGGAUGUUUUUGACGGUGUGUUUAAGGGAGAAAAAUUUAUUUUAUUACAAAGUCCUUCUCAAUUGGAUAUUCCCAAAGGACAUAAUGUACACAAAUGGGAUAUACUCAUGCGAAACGUUGUUAUCAGUAAUAAAACGACAACAAGGUAUUGGUGUAAGGUUUUUAGAACUCCUUCACUUCCCAAAAAGAGUCACAUAAUCGCAUACGAACCAAUGAUUUUAUCCAAUUAUACUCAAUUAAUUCAUCACAUGUUUUUAUACGAAUGCGAAGCACCACCGGGAUUUUUAGAUAGUUAUUCAUCAUCAAAUCAAAAUGGAUAUCCUUGUUACGGUUCUGAAAUGCCAGAAGAUUGGGAAAAAUGUAUCACACCCGUACAUCAUAUAGGUUUACCAAUAGGUCCUCGACAGUCUUAUUUCAUGUUAGAAAUACAUUAUAAAGAUCCAGGAACAACAUCAGUUAUAGAUAAUUCAGGAUUUAGAAUUUACUACACGGAAGAUUUAAGACCUUUUGAUGCUGGAGUUAUGAUGACCGGUGUUAAAGUGACACCUUUACAUUUGGUACCUCCUCAACAAAACGAAUAUAAAUCAAUUGGAUUGUGUAAUGACGUUUGCACCAAUAAACUUUUUCCACUCAUGGGUAUAAAAGUUGUUUCUGUACUUUUACAUUCGCACGUGCCAACGUCAUCAAUGAGAUUAAGACACAUACGUGGUGAUAAUGAAAUUAAUAACAUUGUUGAAAAUAAUAAAUAUCAAUAUGAAUAUCAAGUUAAUCAAAGACUUAAAAAAGAAGUAACGGUUUUCCCAUCCGAUCAUUUAAUUACUGAAUGUGAUUACAUAACUACAAACAUGGAAUCCCCUGAAUUUGGUAAAAAAUUUUCGAGAGAAGAAAUGUGUUCGUCAUUUGUCACAUAUUAUCCAAAAACAAAUCUUUCAUCUUGUCACAGCAUGAUUCCAGUACGUUAUUUUUUCAAAACAAUCGGAAUCAAAUCUUUUUACAAUGUUACCAUGGAUGAUAUUGAAAAAUAUAUAAUGAAAAUUAGUUCAAAUAAAAUUUAUAAAUUUUCAAUGUUGUCACCGUACUUAGGAGGUUAUAAUUCGGAAUUAAAUAAUUUUUCAACCCUUUUAAAAAUGUUUUCCGACGAAAAUAGUUUAUUAAAACUUAAAAUAAAUGAACCGAAUGAAUUUAAGGGUAAAAAUUUAAGCGCAUAUAUUGAAUCUCUUCCAUGGAACGAUACGUCAUUUACAAAAAGUUUUGAAAAUAGUUUAGCUAAAGGACUUCAAAUUGUUUUUUGCAGAAUAAGAAAUAAUAAAUUGGCCAUUGUGAGCACCGAAUAUAGAAAGUUUUCCAAAAUUUGA
Pediculus humanus corporis (human body louse) is the source of this 1908-nucleotide messenger RNA. RefSeq lists its product as uncharacterized. Gene Ontology annotation, molecular function: dopamine beta-monooxygenase activity; copper ion binding. NCBI's taxonomy places the organism in Eukaryota, Metazoa, Arthropoda, Insecta, Psocodea, Pediculidae. Gene Ontology annotation, cellular component: secretory granule membrane. The record is from RefSeq and is a predicted model, not a curated record. The coding region runs from base 1 to 1908 and encodes 635 amino acids. The transcript is spliced from 10 exons. Gene Ontology annotation, biological process: octopamine biosynthetic process; norepinephrine biosynthetic process; dopamine catabolic process.